Molecule: messenger RNA, 3475 nt
Organism: Apis dorsata (giant honeybee)
Lineage: Eukaryota; Metazoa; Arthropoda; Insecta; Hymenoptera; Apidae
Gene: Sesn
Product: sestrin homolog
Exons: 10
Coding region: 43-2892 (949 amino acids)
Biological process (GO): cellular response to leucine starvation; positive regulation of macroautophagy; regulation of response to reactive oxygen species
Cellular component (GO): nucleus
Molecular function (GO): oxidoreductase activity, acting on peroxide as acceptor; L-leucine binding
Source: RefSeq, a predicted model, not a curated record
UAUACAUACACGAGUAAAAUCAAGAAGGGAAAGUAAGACGAGAUGUACAGAGAUCCGAACAGUUCCUCGGGAAGCGGCACCUCCACAAAGGACGACGAGGUCGAGAUCGUUAGCAGAUUUUUAGCGCCUUUGUGCGCGAGAGAUGAAGCUGCCAGAAACAUCGCCUUGGCGGCGGCCAGGAACACGGUCGAGGGAUGGCUCGGAGGGGUUGGUAGUCCGAAUCAUUCGGACGACACCGGUGAGAUGGAGGAUUCGGAGAAUCUGGGGGGGAAGUUCAAGAGCCAGGAUGGAAGAUACGACAUGAACAUGGAGCGAUCACCGACCAAGUCGGCACCGAAGAACGUCCAGCCUCCUCUCCAGCAGCCUCUGCUUCAAGACACGUUCAGGACGGAGGGUUUCUUUCCUCAGAGCGUCACCGAGAAUCCCGCAUUCCUCGAAGAUACCAGCCUCGACUGUUCCGAGAGAUAUCCGUCGGGCUCGUUCGAUUGCGUGGACGGGCGUCUUGGAAACGAAACGGGCUACGGUACACCGAACGAGAGGCGAAGAUACGCGGCCGACGUGGACAGUUACAGGUCCGGCCACUCGACGUCGUCCGACGAGGGGAAAGGUUUCAAGAUCGAUUCUCAGGACAGGUGUCUAAGGUUUAAGGACACGUCGGAGGCGCGAUUCGGGUCGAGCAGCGAGAGCGAGAGGAAAUACCUCGGCUCGUCCUCGAGCGAGAGAUUGAACGAGGCGUGUCUGGAGGAUAGGCCCAGAGCGAAGAACUACGUGAAGGUGAAAGGCGCGAAGCAGAAGCAGCUCGAGGAUGACGAGCUUGACUCAGAUAUAAGGAUAUACGGGAAGAGCCCGAAAUUCGACGAGAACUUGGGCGCGAAUUUCGACCGGAGGAAUUUGAACUUCCGCCCGAAGGGCGGCGACAUCCUGCCGCGGGAACGACUCUGUUACGACAGUGUGGACGAUGUCUCUUUCGACGAGACCGAGAUGACGAUCAGGAACCGGGACGGGGUUGUGUUCAACACUCUGGACGGUUUCGAGAACGAGAACGCCAAUGAGAUAUAUCACAGGCAGGACGACAAUCGUGCGGAGGACACGAAGUUGAAGAAUUUCGAGAUCUAUCAGGAUGAGACGUUGGACGAUGGCAGGCUUCGUACCGCUCGUGUCGAGUUGCCGCAAGAUUAUUUGAGGAAAAACGAGGAACGGAAGUUCAGCGCUGGACAGAUCAAGAGACCGCUCUCCCAGGACGAAGAUGUCUCUUCGAAGAGUGGCAGGGUGUUGGAGAGUCCUGACGUCACGCCCGGGGAUGUUGGUAGGAUGCUUAAUCUGGGAAAUGCCCUGGAUGGGCCGAGGCAAGCCCAGGCGAAUAAGUAUUUGAGCCUGGUGACGUUGCAUCUACCGGUGAUAUUGAGGCUUAGCGUGAACUGCCCCUUCCAGAAUGUUAGGAUCAAGUGUGCGGAGAUUCUGGAGAUGGUUAAGGAUAGAGGACUUCCAGUACCAGUGCCAGCUUUCGAUGGACCUAGUGCCUUCGUCCCUACGUCCGAGUUGCCAGAUUUGAACAAUCUUGAUGAAAAGACUCAUAUUCUGUUGAUGGAUGCGUUCCUCCAGAACAACAGGCUGGACCAUGUCUCCAGGGUGAUGGCCUCGCAUCCCUCGUACUUGGAGCAUUUUCUCCGCACUCAACAUUUCAUCCUGAGGGGUGACGGACCGCUUCCUUACGACUACAGGCAUCUCAUCGCCAUUAUGGCUGCUGGUAGACAUCAAUGCAGCUAUUUAAUAAAUCUGCAGAAAGGAGAGUUCAUCCUCCAAGGCGGUGAUCCAUCUUGGCUUCGUGGUUUGAAGUCGAUCCCGGGAAAAUUACAAGAUCUCUAUGAGAUUAACAAGAUUUUAGCUCAUAGGCCGUGGUUGCUGAACAAAACGCACAUAGAGAAAUUGACCAAAGGCGCGGACAGUUGGUCCUUGGCCGAGGUCGUUCACGCGAUAGUUCUUCUGGCCCACUUCCACUCCCUUUCGUCUUUCGUCUUUUCCUGCGGUAUUAACGAAGAGCUGGACAACGUAGCCGGUCACCAUUACAAAGAGAACGUCCAGGAUAAUAGCAAUAACGUACCAACUGCCAAAGACAAACUUUCCAGUAGUCCCAAGAAGAUCCCCAAUGGCGACGGCAAGACUGAAAACAUGCCAUCGCCGCCAUCCUCGCCGAGCAUAGUAGGUGAACAGGAGGUCGGCGUGGAGGCGCUCAUGGAACGUAUGAAACGCCUUUCCGAGAAAUCGGAGUCGUACCAGAUCACGCAAGAGGAACUGUCGAAGAGAUUCGAGACCGUGGAGACCCAGUCCGCCGAGUUGGCAGCCGCGCCUCAGAGGAGUAGUUCGGUCCUCGACUCUGACAUCGGUCAUUUCAUCGAAGAUCCUACCUUCAUCUAUCAGGAUUUCGCCAAGCGUGGCCAAUUGAGCGACAUACCCACGUUCCGCGUGCAAGACUACUCAUGGGACGAUCAUGGUUAUUCAUUGGUGAACCGCCUCUACAACGACGUCGGUAAUCUGCUCGACGACAAAUUCAAAACGGCGUACAAUCUCACCUAUUACACGAUGGGCACGCACAGCAAGGUGGACACGUCCCGUUUCAGACGGGCGAUCUGGAAUUACAUUCAGUGCAUGUUCGGUAUCAGGCACGACGAUUACGAUUACAACGAGGUUAACCAGCUCCUCGAGCGCAGCCUGAAGACGUUCAUCAAGAGCGCCGUUUGUUACCCUGAACGCGUGACCAAAAGGGAUUACGAUCGCGUGAUGAGGGAAUUCAAGCACAGCGAGAAGGUCCACGUGAACCUGAUGAUCCUGGAGGCACGAAUGCAAGCCGAGCUAUUGUACGCGCUUCGCGCCGUGAUGCGAUAUAUGACCUAAGCGAAGCAUCGUCGCCUAAGCUCCUUCGUCUACUUGCUGUCUGUCAGUUUGUCGUCGGUUUAUUUUAUCGUGUAACUCGCGCCACGGAUAUUCGCGAGUCGUCUUUGCGGAUUCUGCACACGGCACAGAAAGGAACGAGCGAACGCGACACCGAUUCUCAUAUAUUCAGUAUAUUAAAAGAAUCUAUCUUCACCACACGUAUCCAUCAUCUACACACAAUUAUCUUUAUCCAUCCAUAUAAGAGGAGAGAGGAGUUCAAGUUAUGAUGUAUACUCACACGUACACACGCGUAUGUACAACAAAACAAACACGUACAAACGCACACACACACACACAUACACACACACGUAUAGAGAAAGAGAGGGGAAAAGCGGCCCAAGUUGUCCAUUGUGAAAGAUCGUUUGCAGGGUGUCCGUCGUUUGCUCGUAACUUUAAACGACCGAGAAUUCUUUGAUGAGUCAGUGCUGAAUCUGGAAGAAGCAAUCGAAACGAGAGGGAAAACCGCGGGACGCGUGGAAGAAGAGAGAAAAAUUAGACGCGAUAUGCGUCGUAUAUACACCGACGAAUGUUGAUCGAUCACGGC